Messenger RNA from Chlamydomonas reinhardtii, 7765 nucleotides. RefSeq lists its product as uncharacterized. The record is from RefSeq and is a predicted model, not a curated record. The transcript has 19 exons. NCBI's taxonomy places the organism in Eukaryota, Viridiplantae, Chlorophyta, Chlorophyceae, Chlamydomonadales, Chlamydomonadaceae. The coding region runs from base 504 to 6467 and encodes 1987 amino acids.
CAAGAUGUGCUAUGCUGAGGAGAGCGCAGCGAGUUCCCCAUAACUCAUAAAUGACCCCUUCGCGUUAUUAAUCCGUCUCAUAUCCGCGUGACAUUUUAAGCGUGAGCUUAAUUGUGAGGCUUGGCUUCUCAGGACACUCCGAGACCAGGAACUGGACGUCUCCUUGGCCUUAUCUUGCAAACGCAAGAGAGCAUGAGCUAGCUAGAAGACGUAAAGGUUACUUUGGACACAUUCUUGCGGUGGGAAGGCAGGUCGAAGUUGGGGUUGGGGCAUGGGGCGGUGUCGUAAGGCGCGGCAUUUAGUCGCCUGGAAGCACCUUGUCGCCUUGCUUCUUGUGCAGUUCAUUAGUUUACUCAUACACUAAUAUAGGAGCCAUAGGAGCUACUAUUCUGAGGGCGCGCGUUCCCAACAUCACGCGUUGCUGACCCCUCGUUGGCUCAUACUCGCUCAAACUCAGUCUCCUGCUAGCCGGGCGCAGUCAGGGUACAUCUUAGCGUUCGCCCAUGGCGAUGCCCCGCCACGGGCGGCGGCCUGCGCGCUGCUCAAGUAACCGCGCCUCACAAUGGCUGCUGCUUGUCCUUGGAGUCGCGCUUGCCGCCUCGCCUCGCUUCCUGCUAUUGGUCGAAGCAGCAACCUAUACCUUGACACUGGACAAGCUCGGCCCGACCGUGAACCCGACCACGUCCGACGCUGUCACUUUCACGGCCACCGUCGCGUCCCCUGAUUCCACCACCGCCGUGUUCUUCACGCUCGAUUAUGGCGAUGGAGUUACUGCGGAAACGACGCGCACGACGACGGGCGCAUUGAGCACCACACCCACCGCUAAUCUGGUCUCGGCUGGCACGUACACAGUCACGUAUGCAAGCAUUGGAACCAAGUUCGUGACGCUUCGCUUGUAUGACAGUGCUGUCGCACCUGGCGUGUUACUGGCCUCGAAGACGGUCCCCAUCUAUGUUGAGGAUUCGACACUGACUGCGACGCUGCUCCAGUCAGGCGUUCCGCGCCUGAACCUGGCCUUCAGCGGCUUCAAGGGCCGCGUCAGUUCCUCGACCGCGAACCGCGCGGACAUGUGGGCCACUAUCCAGCUGGAUACUGCUCCGGGAGUCUUCGAAAGCUCGCGCAUCUUCAUCGGCAUUGCGCCCACUGCGAGCACGAAUUACGAUUUCGUCAUCCCUGACCAGGUUUACAACCUUGAGGGCGCAAAGACGACCGUCCUGCGGAUCUACGACGCCCCCGUCGGCGGUACCCUGCUGCGAACUUUCACCCCCGCGGCUGCGAAUGCUGUCUAUGUGGUGGACCCGUCCAAGUAUGUCCUGACCCUCACCGUGGGCCCGACCUCCGUCACCACAGCCGACCAAGUGACGUUUACUCAGACGACGACGGAGGUGUCUUACAGCGCCAGCGCGACCUCACCCAUCCUGCAGUGGAGGUUCAACUGGGACGACCCUUCAGUGGUUGAGACGCCGCUAGCGUAUCCUGACGCACUAACUGCCGCUAGCAACUUCCCGACUACCGCCACGGCCGUUUCCUCAGCUGCAGCCUCGACGUUCAGGUACACCUCCACCGGCAGCAAGAACGCCAGGCUUCGCCUAUAUGACGGCGCCAACAACGUGAUUGCGGAGAAGAUUGUGGUGAUCACGGUCAGCAACGCGGGCUACACAUUGGCCCUUGCCAAGACGACAGCUGAUCCUGUCACAACGGACGACACUAUUGCUUUCUCAGCUGGUGCGAAGCAUCUGUCCUCUACCUCCCAGGUUUGGUGGACUAUCGAUUACGGUGCCGGGGAGUCCUCGCCUCGCACCGCGCUCACCAUGACGAACGUCGGUGCCGCGGCUCCCAACGCUAUCGCUAGUUUGUCCAACCAGUACACAUCUGGCGGCACCAAGCUAGCUACCCUUCGCAUCUAUGACCGCGACGGUGUCGGAGCUAAUACCGGCCUCCUGCUGGCCUCUACCACGGUCACGUUUACGGUUACUCCAGUCUUAUACGCUUUGGAGAGCGCCGUGGAGCCGUUCAGCCCUAUCGCGACCGUGGCUGCGAAGUGGUCGUUUAGGAUUCAGCGCAGCAAGGCAACUCCUGCGGGCGUGACUGAGUCGAUCAAGUGCGCAUUCUUUGGAGCCGAUACAGGCACCGCCCCCGCUGACCUUGCAGCCUGGUUAACGGCCGCCAACGGUGCUGGUGGCCUAACGGCGACCAUUCUUCCUUCUUCCAUUCCUAGCGACAUUAUUUCAUUUACUCGCACUUACGCAGCAGCUGCAGCCAGCCUGCAGGGCAAGCUGCAGUGCUUCAUUGGCAGCACCCCGCUUUGGGACCCGUACUACCCAACACCCGUGUUCCAGGUCCUUGCUGCUGCCCCGACGUACACGCUUUCGGCGUCCGUUACUCCGGCGGUUGUUCCUGUUGACACUGCAACUUUGUGGACGUACAACAUCAUCCGCAGCGUGCCUGUGCCCGCUGGCGGGCCUUCCCUACCCAUCCUGUGCUCGUUCUGGGAUGGCAAGACCGGCGCUGCCCCGACAACGGAUGCGGGCUGGGCCGCGCUUGCGGGUUCCGCCAACGGCAAGGGCACGAGCAUGGCGCCUGGGUCGACAACGGCUACUUGCUCAUUCACGCCAUCCUACAGUACCACGGGCACCGCAACCCCCACGCUACAGCUGAUACAGAACAGCUUCGCACUCGACGCUGCGACUACCGUUGGGUUCCUGAGCCCUGUGUACACGGCACCUGCUUUCGCCACUGUUACGGCUGCUUCCUACACCAUCUCGUCAUACCUGAAUCCUGUAACACCUGUCGCUGGUGGUGCGGCUGCGGUCUGGAGAAUCGUCAUCACGCGUAAUGCGGCGGUGACGGCCUCAGCCAAAACCUUAACCUGCCAGAUGCCUGAUAAUGGGCAAGGCGGCAGCCCUGCCGAUGUCACAGCUGACAUUGCGGUUGGCGGCACCACGACUGUCUGCGUUUUCUCCAUCGCCGGCUACACAACGGCCACUCCCGGGCCUUACUUUGCCACGGUCAACGUUGUUGACGGAGCCGUGACUACGUCGCACAUCACGAAGAAUUUUACCGUGCUGGCGAGUGGCACGACUGCGCCGACCUACGCGGUCACAUCCGUCGUGUCACCAGCUACUCCAGUCAAGGUCAGCACGCCCGUCACCUACACCUUUACCAUCACUCGGACGACCGCUGUUCCAGCUGGCGGCAUCCCACAGCCCAUCAUCUGCGAGUUCUUCAAUGGCGAGGGCACAGCUCCCGCGAGCGCGGCUGCGUAUUGGCGAGUGUCUACGACCAUUCCUGAUGCGGAUACGGUGGUGGCAGUGAUGGCUCCGGGCGAGACCACCACUACCUGCACCUUCACCACUUACUACACGACAGUUUCUGCCGGUGGCUUCACGGCUAAGCUGAUGGUGUUCGGGGAGAGCGCCACCGCCGCGCCGCUACUUACUUCGUUGUCUGUCACGCCUUCACAGCUGCUUGCCGCCGUACACUCGUUCGCCACGCCCAUGGUGGUGGCUGCGGCUGUUGUCGCAGUCGAGUCAACGACGAUCAGUCCCAACUACAACCCCACCACGCCUUACACGAACAUCCCAACGUACUUCACGUUCACCCUCCUGCGUGAUCCUCCUGUUCCUCCUUCGGCCAGCUCGGGCGUCCAGUUUGCUUGCGCCCUUUACACCGGCCAGAAUGUCAACCCUGCAUCAGCACCUUCAGCCAUCACCGACGCAGUUUACAAGACUUUUACGGACGUGACGACUGCCGUUGCAACGGACGCCAACUAUUUCGCGGAUCAGCAGCUGCGCGUCGUCACCAUGGCGCCUGGCACUGGGCGGGUGUCGUGCACAUUUCCGACUCUGUAUGCCGCCGCUGGGCCUUUCUCACCCAAAUUUUUUGUCUUCGAGUAUGCCAGCUCAACGGUUGGAGCGAAUGCGUUGGCCGUCGCCGACACGGUGACUUCGUUGACCUCCUUCACGACUCAAGCGGCGCCCACGUUCAUUACUGGUCCUACCAACGUGCCUCAAAGGGUUCCAUUACCCAAAGGCUUCCGCACGACUUGCUUCGACGGGUACGAGCUCAUCUUCAGCAACGACAACUACACAAACGGUGUUCGUGUGGCGGUCGACGCCUACCCAUAUCCCGUUGGCCAGUGCCGCAAGUGCCCUGGCGGUACUGCCACCAUGGACGGCUACCGCUGCAUUCCCUGCCCCUCGGGCUACUGGAGCAAUGAGGGCGCCCGCGAGUGCACUGCCUGCCCCGCCGGCACCAUCGCCAAGCCCGCCGCGCUCACCGCUCGUGCCAAGUACAGCAUCGACCCCACGACCUACCAUUUCGUGACACACCUGGCGAUGGGCCCUGAGUCCUGCAAGAAGUGCCCCAAGGGGUACUUCCAGCCCAACAUUGCCGGCACCGUGUGCCUGCCCUGCCCCUCGGGAUUCGUGUCAACUUCUGGCGCUACGGGUUGCACUGCGUGCUCCGAGGGCACGUACCACACUGAUGGUGUUGGCACAACUACGCCGGGCGAGGCCACCUCUCUGGACACCACGGACACCUUUGGCAGCAUUUACCCCAUCAUUCCCAACACCUGCCGCCAGUGCCCGGCAAACACGUACCUGCCGCUGCGUGGCCAAGCAGCUAUUGCCAGUAUGAACCUGGCAGCCGUGUCCUCUGCAACACCGUGCCGUCCCUGCGAGGACGGCACCUGGUCUAAGGCGGGCGCUGCCGGCUGCCAGAAGUGUCCACCGGGCACCUACCGCAACACCUGGUUCAGUGGCCAGCUGGGCAGCCCGUUCAUCACUGCCGAUGGCGUGCCCGUUGCGACCACUCUCACGGAAUUAGGCAGCGGCUGCUCUCAGUGCCCGCCCGGGACAUACGCGCCCACGUUUGGCAUGUCUGUAUGCCUGCCUUGCCCAGCGGGCACCUUUGCCUCUGCCCCGGGUGCCACUGCGUGCCAGCAAUGCAAGCCUGGCACCAACAGCCUUAUGGGCGACCGUACUCAGCAGAUGGCGCUUGUCGUGACAAAUGCCGCGAACGAUUUUCCUGCCCUGCGCGCGUAUACCAUUUCUGGCAUGGUGGCUGGUCCUGCUUACGCCAAGCCCAUCGUGACUGGUCCGGAUACCAAUUUUUUCAUGGCUGGCAAGUCAGAGACCUGCUCUACCAACCUACCAGGGUACUACACCGAUGUGGACGGCCUGCCAAUUCAGCUUCCAUGCAAGCCUGGCACCUUCAUGCCGUUUGACACCGCAACUGCCAACCUGCUGGACACUGGCUUGACCGUGGACGGCACUCAAUGUUACACGUGCCAAACCGGAACGUUUAAUGACGAGUUCUCUCAACCUGUCUGCAAGGCAUGCUGGAGCGGGUCGUUUGCCAGCAAGCGCGGGCUCCCCACUUGCGAGAUUGCCCAGCCGGGUACUUUCACCAACGUCGCCGCGGCGGCGAACGCAACCUUCAAUACCGCGACUCUGAUCCCAACUGGUCUGGUGAAGGGUGCUCAGGCCCCGACCCCGUGCGGCAUGGGCUACUUCCAGUCCUCCGCGGAGACCACGACAUGCACAGCAUGCGCGGUGGGCACCUAUGCGGACCAGGCCGGUUUGGCCGCCUGCAAGCCGUGCCAGCCCGGCAGGUACCAAAACUCCAUUGGCCAGCGCGUGUGCAAGCCUUGCGACAUGGGCACAUACUCGCGUUACGGCGGCGAGCUCUGCACCAAGUGCCCCGCGGGCACUGUCGCAUCCAAGACCGGCAGCUCGCAGUGCACGCCCUGCGCGGCUGGCUUCUACGCCAACGCCCCUGAUUCGGCCACCUCUUGCCGCGCCUGCCCUCGUGGUUACUACGGUCCCUACUCGGGAGCGUACGCGGAUAACCUGGGCGACGAGUUUGAGGGCCCCCGCGGCUGCUACAAGUGCCCCUACGACUUCUUCGCCGACCGCCCCGGUGUGCGCCAGUGCACGGCCUGCCCGCCCCUGGACCUGGGCGGCGGCAACCUGGUGGAGCAGUGCACGGAGGACCUGGGCUCCCAGCGCUGCAAGCCCUGCUCGCUGCUGUCCAAGCCCAAGACCGCCCGCACGGAGCAGAGCCCGCCCCCGCCCAGCCCCUCGCCUCCUCCCCCCCCGCCGCCUUCGCCUCGCCCGCCCAGCCCCAACCCCCCGAGCCCCCGCCCGCCCAGCCCUGCUCCUCCUUCGCCGAACCCGCCGCCCACUUCGCCGCCGCCUUCCCCGCCGCCCAGCCCGCCGCCUCCUCGUCCUCCUCCUCCGCCGCCGCCCCCACCCAGCCCGCCGCCCCCCAACCGCUCUCCGCCUCCGCCUCCUCCUGCAAGCUCUGCAAUCAACCCUGGCGGUGGCGUGAACCAGAAUGGUGACCCCGUAGGCCACCGCCGCGCCAUCCUCUCGCUCAUGGAGGACGAGGAUGCUGAGGCUGCCCAGGAGGAGCAGGCUAUCGUCGACGUGGAUGCUGAGAUGCAGCCGCAGGACGACGAGUAGGCUACAACGAGUAGGCUACUAGACGGACGGUACGAAAAUGAUACGUAGGCUUCUAGGGGGGAAGCAUAGAACGCGCUCGGCUUCUGAAAGGAAGUGUGUGAUUAAGGGGGUAUGUACCAGAGAAAGACGUGCGCUUUACUUUUUGCCCUACCUUCCGCCUACCUGAGCGUGCGACUUCAUUUGUGUCUUGGUUUCUCGGUUUCUCGGUUUCACGGAGGCCGUAGGGCACCGCCUGACGGGCAUGCAUGCAUGCGCUGCUGUGUGGCUCCUCCAAGGUUGUAGCUGUGUAGCAGAGGCGGGUGUCAUCCUAUGCGCGCGUGAGGUGCGGAGGUACGUGUCAGCAUACGCCUCUUCUCCUCGAGCCCCCUGGCUUAAAUGUAAUUGCUGCCCGCCGCGUUUGGCGGGUAGUUGGGUUUGGUGGGUGAGUAACGGCCCCUCUUCAUGCGUUCAUUCAUCUCACAACGAACAUGCACACGGAUGCGUGCGUAGUUAUCUUCUCGUUUACACGGACGUGGCGGGCGCGUGGAUUCUGGCGAAGGUCAAAUCAAGCUGUGGUGCUUGCCGGUGCGAACUGGUGACGUGCCGUUGCGGUGGCGUUUGUGCUUGGCUGGGCGGCGCACUGUAGCGGCUGGGCGUGACGAUGAUUUAUGUGCUGCAUUCGCGCUCUCUAAUAAAUUCGCCGAGCUCUUGAGAACUUGAACACGUGGCGACCAUUCAACUAGCUUAUCCGACUGCGUGACACGGACUGUGGAUGUAACUCACCAACGUGAGACUGCAAUACUGCUCCACUGAGGUCGUGCCCGAGUUGUAUAUGGUGAUUGGGUUAUCAGCAAGCCAGCAAAUAUACGGGCACUCGUUGUCGGGAGGCGCUUGUGCAACUAUCAGGAGGUGGGGGUGGAAUGGAUCAGGCCAGCAUGGGUGGGUGUGCGAUGGGACAGUGGCAAGGCAGGUUGGUAAAGUCCCGUAGGGUGCAGCUGAUUCCCAGAACCCAGCAGAUGGCAAACAAUUUGCAACGGCAGGGCAGGAGUACGCGGCCGGCCAGCAUGGGUGGGCUGUGAGGAUUCGAGAACACGCCAUUAAGAGCAGUAGCAUCCCGAUCAACAUCCCGCUUACCGUAGUCUGGUGCUGUUGCCUGGCCGGGCGGCAAGCUUUCAAAGGCCAGAGCGUGAGGAAUGCACACCGUACAAGCUUGCAUACAGGAACCUUGGCAGGAACUCCGGCGUUCCAGCAGCCGUGUGCCCACCCUUGCUUCUGCACCUUGACUGAUGAAUGCUCACUGCGACAAUUCCCUGUUCGGG